Entelurus aequoreus (snake pipefish) is the source of this 4249-nucleotide messenger RNA. RefSeq names its product death-associated protein kinase 2a (gene dapk2a). Gene Ontology annotation, molecular function: ATP binding; protein serine/threonine kinase activity. The record is from RefSeq and is a predicted model, not a curated record. The coding region runs from base 107 to 1588 and encodes 493 amino acids. Gene Ontology annotation, cellular component: nucleus; cytoplasm. Gene Ontology annotation, biological process: protein phosphorylation; intracellular signal transduction; positive regulation of apoptotic process. The transcript has 8 exons. Lineage: Eukaryota; Metazoa; Chordata; Actinopteri; Syngnathiformes; Syngnathidae.
GUCGUCGACGCAUUUCAAACGUAUUGAUCAACGUCAGCUUUGUGUUGGUCUUGGCAUGUUUGGAGAGAAAAAGGUGGACUUAUAAACGUCGGCGAGGACUCCUAGUAUGGACGUUUUCAAGCAAAACAAAGUUGAAGAUUUCUAUGAAAUUGGUGAAGAGUUGGGAAGCGGGCAGUUUGCCAUUGUAAAGCAAUGCAGGGAGAAAAGAACGGGACAGGAAUUUGCUGCCAAGUUCAUCAAGAAGCGACAGAGUAUAGCCAGCUCUCGUGGCGUUCGACUUGAGGAGAUAGAGCGUGAGGUGCAGAUCCUGCAGCAGACUCAGCAUCCGAACAUUGUCACGCUGCAUGAUGUCUACGAGAACCGCACCGAUGUUGUUCUCAUCCUGGAGCUUGUCUCUGGUGGUGAGCUUUUUGACUUCUUGGCCCAGAAAGAGUCUCUUAGCGAGGAAGAGGCAACCCAGUUCAUCAAGCAAAUCCUAGAGGGGGUCAACUACCUCCAUGCCAGGAAAAUAGCCCACUUUGAUCUGAAGCCUGAAAACAUAAUGCUACUAGACAAGAAAGUACUGUUGCCAAGGAUCAAACUCAUUGACUUCGGCCUCGCCCACAAAAUUGAAGCUGGAGUGGAGUUCAAAAACAUCUUUGGAACGCCCGAGUUUGUUGCACCUGAGAUUGUCAGCUAUGAGCCACUGGGUUUGGAAGCAGACAUGUGGAGCAUUGGCGUCAUCACCUACAUCCUUUUAAGCGGUGCUUCUCCUUUUCUUGGAGAAACUAGACAGGACACACUCAGGAACAUUUCUGCUGUGAACUAUGACUUUGAUGAAGAGUUCUUCUGCAACACCAGCGAGCUGGCCAAAAAUUUCAUCAGUCGGUUGCUGGAGCGAGAUAAGAAGAAAAGACUCACUAUUCAAGAUGCUCUCAAUCACCCAUGGAUCAAGCCUAAUGAGCACAAAGAGGAAAAUAAAGGUAAAGAGCUUCAGAAAAGAGAGAGACGCCAGCUUAAGACCAAGCGCCUGAGGGAGUACACAAUAAAGUCCCACUCAAGCAUGCCGCCUAACAACACCUAUGUAAACUUUGAGCGCUUUGCCCAAGUGGUUGAGGACAUCGAUCAUAUGGAACGGUUAUUUAUCAGCUUGGCCGCAUCCCAUGAUUCUCUGCAAGAAGAUAUCGAUGCCAUGGUCUCUAUAUAUAAUGAGAAAGAGGCCUGGUACAAGGAGGAGAGUGAGGGGGCGCGUCAUGAGCUCUCACAAAUCCGUUACGAGUUCCGUAAACUGGAGGCCUUGAAGAGGAGUCUUCAGGAUGACAUGCAGUCUUUUAGCUCCAACCUCAGUAGCGUCAAUAGCCGCUACCAAGAAAGACAGAAGCACUUUGAUGCACUCCACCUGGAGCUCAGCAAUGAGUUGAAAUGGGUGCAGGAGGCGAUGGGUUCAUGUCCCGUGGACGGAGGUGGUGGUUUCCCCAAUGGCAACUUCAGCACUGUUUUCAACAAUGAAGUAAAUGAAGCCCUGAAAGAGUUGCUGAACCACUCCUGUGGGGGAGAACUGCUGUCUGGGAUCAACCUGGACCUAACUGAAGCUGGACAGCAAAGAUAAAAUAAAAAGUCUAGAAAGGUUAACUGUGCAAUUUAGGGUUAAGAGUUUGGACUUUGAAUGUGUGUACUCUUUUUCAGAAGAGGGUUUUUUGUGGGUUAAGGCUAGUUGGGGGUUCGGAUUAGAGUAAGGACUUUGUGUUGUCACACUUUUCUAGUAAAGGGGGUUUUGUAGGUUAGGGUUAGUCACUUUAAAAUGUGUAUUCUUUAUUCAAAAGUCAUCAUCACUCUUUGCCAGCAGAGGGUGUUUCAUGCCUCCCCUGGAAGUGUGAGGCCUCAUGGUCUCUGCGCCCUUCAAAUAGCCCUCCAUUUCCGUGCCCUCAUCUUCGUCUUCAUCUUUAUCACUGUCUUCUGACUGAAAAAAAAAGUAUAUAUAAGUAGAUAUAAAGCGUGUUCAUUUAUGAAUUUCUUCAUAUGUACUCUAUCGAACCCAAUUUUUAGCUUUUUCUGAUAAGGGUCACCACAGCGAGCUUCUUCACAGCUAUGGUUUUGACUUAGCUUUUAUGCCGAAGGCCCUUCCUGACAUGGGAAUUGAACCCAUACCCUAAGGCAGAAGCAUAGCAUUACACCACCAAGGAUACCGUACUGACCCCAAUAUACAGUAUUGUUUUUAGUACUAUUGAGCGAUUAAGAAAAUGAGAGAUUAAUUUAUUAUCUGUAAUGAAUUAAUCUAAUUUUUAAUCUCAACUAAAAAUAAAUGCUGACAAUGCCCCAAAUUUGAGGUAUUUUCAUUUAAAUGAAUUACAUUAUUGUAAAGAUAGAUAUAUAAACCAAAAAACAUUGAUUUCUAAUUUGUGUUUUUUAGAUGCAGUCUGUGGUCUUUACUAAAAUAAAACAUCAGGUCCAUAUAAAGUGCUAAAGCUAAAUACAUUAAAAAAAACACCUUUCUAAGCAAUACGUUUUGAAUGAUGCGCUUUAACUCGGCAAAUAAUAUAAAAUAAAUAAAACAGAGCCGUCAUUGACAGUGGUAGCAUGUGUUACCAAAAGUGGUUUAAGAAAACAGAUUUAACAAAUAAAUGAUUAUAUUUGUCACAAUUACGUAGAUGUUAAACUUUGUAAAACAGAUCGGAUGAGAUGUUGGCUUUAAUUGACUUUCCUGAUUGUCAAUCAUCAAUGUGUAACAUUAUAUCAUGUUUUUAAACCUUAUUAACGAUUAAACAUUUAGUUAUUUACAAACAAGCUUAUGCUUUAAUUUUGUGCGCCAUCACACACCAGGGCAAUUAAAACAAGAUUCUCCUCCUUGUAAAUGUGCUCUUAUUUUACCCGUACCAAAAUGUAUUUUGAUACUUUUCGAAAUACAGGGGACCACAAAAAAUUGCAUUUUUGGCUUUAUUUUAACAGAUGAUUUUACGGUACAUUAAACACAUGUUUUUAUUGCAAUCAAAAAAUAAUUUUGGCCUUAAGAUAGUGAACAUACUAGACAACUUCUCGUUAGGUAGUAAGCAAACAAACAGUGGAUCUAAGCCUAACAUCCACUGUAAUGAUACCAACUACAAGAGCGUAUCUCGUUGAUACUACUACGAUUACAUCGAUAUUUUUAAACAUCGCAAAAUCUUUUUUAGUUUUUAAAAAAGGUAUAUUAUGUUUAUAAACUCACGAAAUACGUCCCUGGACACAUGAGGACUUUGAAUAUGACCAAUGUAUGAUCCUGUAACUACUUGGUAUGAGGACUUUGAAUAUGACCAAUGUAUGAUCCGAUAUCUAAAUUUGUGGUAUCAUCUAAAACUAAUGUAAAGUAUCCAAAGAAUAAUAAGGGAUUUUUACAUUUUAACAGAAUUGUAGAUAGAGCAUAUUAUAAAAGAGAAAGUAAGCAGAUAUUAACAGUAAAUGAACAAGUAGAUUAAUAAUAAAUUUUCUACCACUUGUCCUUAAUAAUUUUGACAAACCCCGCCCUCCACCCCACACACACCUUGUAGCGUCCCGGAAGAGUUAGUGCUGCAAAGGGUUCUGGGUAUUUGUUCUGUUGUGUUUAUAUUGUGUUACCGUGCGGAUGUUCUCCCGAAAUGUGUUUGUCAUUCUUGUUUGGUGUGGAUUCACAGUGUGGCGUAUAUUUCUAACAGUGUUAAAGUUUUUUUAUUCGGCGACCCUCAGUGUAACCUGUAUCGCUGUUGAUCAAGUAUGCGUUGCAUUCACUUGGGUGUGCGUACAGAAGCUGCACAUGUCAUGUGACAGGGCCAGCACUCGUUGGACUGGUUAAAAAGCAGACGUGACGAUUUUCGGGAGGGACGCUGAAGUAUGGAAGACUCCCAGGAGGGUUGGCAAGUAUUGGAAUUAGCGGUGAAUGCGGUGUUACCGUGGCACCGCCGCAAUAUAUAAUCAGCGGGCCAGCUUUAGUGUUAAUUUGACAUCACCUCAAGGGCCAAGUGAAAUUACACGGCGAGCCAAAUGUUAAAAUCCAUGCAUGUUUGCAUCAUCACUUUAUUAAAGGUGGUUGAUCUUAACAAUUCAGAAAAAAUCUGUAAAAUGAUAGUAUUUUUCUGUGGAACUGCCAGCAUUGUCACUUCAUUAAAGGUGUUUGAUCGUAACAAUUUGGAAAAACUCUGUAGAAUAAAGGUAUUUUUCUGCAGAACUGUUUGCAUCGUCACUUUAUUAAAGGUGGUUGAUCUUAAUAAUUUAGUAAAAAUCUGUAAAAUUACGAUAUUUUUCCGCAAAACGUUUCAUGAAA